AUGCUCGGCUUCCUCCGAUCGACAUCGAGCUCAUCGCUCAACGGCUCGGCCUCCGCCGCCGCCGCCGCAUCAGCCGACCCGGACAGCAGCGCCUCGCUCGACCUCUCACUUGGUGCUAGCAGCAGCGGCGAUGUCGACGACCGCAGUGACAACGACGACGACAACGACGACGACGACGACGGUGACGCCGACGGUGACGCCGACGACCAAGGCGACCUCUCGCUGCCCUCCGAGGACGGCGACCUCUCCGCGUUUGCAUCGCAUGCUACAGUGAGCAAGAGCAGCAGCCACGGGUCGCUGCCCCGCUCCCCUCCGUCUGCAUCCAACAGCCUCACACCGGGGGGCGUGCUGGGUGCGGUGCGAGACCAGCACCCCAACCUCUCAGUGUUCCGACCCAGCUUCACCGACAGACUAGCCUCACCACGUACCGACAGUCCCAGCCAGGCUGCGGGGCCGGCGAGCGCUAGCAGGCUCCCUGCGUCUUUGUCGUCGUCGGCCUCUUCCGCAACCUCUCCCGCCACGUCUUCACGCGGCAGCCUUCCGGACUCGGAUUUGCCGUCGGUCAAGGCGCUACAGAGCAAGCAGGUCUUCAUGCUCAAGCCAAAGAAGCGCAGGCCGGCUAGUCCGCCCGAAGCCUCGACCGAGGUCAGCAGCGGCACCACCACCGCUUCGUCUGGCUUCCUGAUCCAAGGCCUGAAUCCCAGCCCAGCCAUCACAGAGGACUCGUCAGCCGGUAGGCGAGUCAGCUCGCCGAGCUCCAGCUGGCCGACAACAACCACGCCAGCUGUGGACAGGAUCCGCGCCGAGGCAAGGCCGGCCACGCCCCUCGGUUCGGGUGGGUCGCCGAGCCUUGCACGCACGCCGGAUGCUUCUGUCCGCGGCAUCCUCCGACUGCCCAGGACGCCGGGGACUGGCAGCAGUGUGCGCUUUGGCAAGCGGCUCUACGACGACGGCGACGAGAGCGCAAUGAGCGUCUCGGCCGAGGCGAGCCCCGAACAGCAUCGCUCGCCCGGAACCUCAAACGCCACAGAGACCGACCAACAGAGGGCCGCCCGCAUCGAAGACGAGGCCGACGUCGAAUGGUCGCUCUCGGUCGGCUCGCCGCAGAGGCGCGACACGCCUGGCGGGCACGGCAACGGCGCGUCGCUCACGAGCUCGCCACACGCCCAGCUCAGCCUCAGCUCGCUCAACGACAGUCCGGACCACGACCAGAUCCGCGCCCUCCGCGACCUCAGCACCAGCACCGAGGGCGACGACAGCAGCGCAAGCUUCAACGACAGCAGCGACAGCGGCUCGCAAAUCAACAAGUCUCGACUGCCCUCGAGCAGCCCCACGGUCCGCAUCCCAGCACCAAGAGCGAUGCCACCAUCUCCGCUCGGCCGUGAUGCAUCCCCGUUCAUGGAGGGGCCCGGCCGCGGAAUGCCCUCUGAUGCGCUCGACGGCAACGACAGGCACGAGUCGUCCGAGUCUCGUCUGACGGGCCUCUCUGCCGCCUUCGACGACCAGACAAACGAGGCAUCCAACCUCUUUGAUCUCUCGAUGGAUAGCAUGCGCAGGAUGGACGACACCCGCUCCCUCGCCAACAUCGAUGCAGUCCGCACAGCCGGCCGAGCGCUCCGAUCUCCGCGCCUCGGCGACGUCAGUCCGCCGCUGCGGGAACCCAAGUCCUCGCUCGAUUCGAUGCCCUCGUCGAUCAGCUACGACUCGUCCGAAGCCAGCUUCAGCGAGAGCUUCCUCCGCGAGGCGGGAGCAGAGAUGCUUGCCGGACUCGAUUUCGACUACGUCGAGAGCGCAUCGACCUCGUCGAGGGAGGCCGGAGCCGAGGCUGGAGAAGAGGCGCAUGCGGGUGAGGACCAGAUGGCUGCGGCAGCGCCCGAGGAGGGCUCGCAUGACAUCCAUCCGGCCGAUGAAGACAUGCCUCUCGAGACGCCACGUCCUACGCGGUUUGCCCAGCAGCUCAAAGAGGCGCAGGACGAUUCGCUGCCGACAUUGCUCCCUCUCGAGGAGGCCACGAAUGCCGAAGCCGAGGCAGAAGCAGUUGAUUCCGAGACGGAACCCGCUGUGGUCACCAUCGCGACGCUCGAGCAAGACGAAGCCGACGACGAGAAUCUUUCACGCGAGCAGCAAUUGGUCGACAGCCCCGCAGCACAGCGGGACACGGCGCCGCACGACGCCGAAUCUCCAAUGUCGAGCUCGCCGCACAAGCACUCCGACUUCUCCCUCCCAAACACGACGCCGAGUCAGCCGAGCAUCGAGGCAGCUCCGAUCUCGCCCGCGAAGGACGGCGGCGCGCCUCGAAUGCCCUCCCCAGAGACACCCGCGUCGGCGGCACGCGUCGAGGCGCUGUCCCGGCUGACACCCGGCAACCUGAGCAUCGCCACGACGGCGGCAGAAUGGGCCACGCCUCAGUGGACCGGGCCCACGUCGGUUCGACACAGCGCAAACGGUUCCGAGGACAGCGUCGACCGAUCCCUCUCGUCAUCCGCCAUUGCCUCCUCGCCCACGCGCGAGAAGUUGGCACGCAAGAUAGGCGAAUUAGGCAGUCGAAGCCCAUCUGCUGGACAGAUGGUCCUCCGACCUGGAAGACUCACGAACGACGGGACGUGCUCGACCCACGACCAGCGUGAGAGCGCCGCCGAUUCGGCCACGUCUGAUCUCGAGGAGAUUGUCGCCGUCAUCCAACAGCUCGAUCAGGCGCACACUGAGCACGGCAGCUACCUCGUCAGCCGGGUGCAGCAGGCCGAGUCCAAGUUCUCGCUGCUCUCGCAGGCCCUCAAGCAGGAGACCCGGGACAAGGAGCGCAUCGCGCGAGAGAAUGACGUGGCGAGGAGCAAGAUCCAGCUGCUUCAGGAGACGGUGGACACGAUCCUGAGGGAGCACGAGGUCACCAAGCAGCAGAACCAGGCCAAGGACGACGAGGUCGAGAAGCUGGUGCUCAAACUCAACUCGCAGCUGGAGAGGAGGCAGCGCGACAAGGACUGGCAGGUCCGGUGCGAGGAGCUGCAGCGUCAGCUCGACGAGGAGACGCGCGCGCGCGCAGUCGAAAGGCAGGACUGGGAGGUCAGGCUCAGCUGCGCUCAUCGGAGUCAAGGCACACCCGCCGAUGCCAACGCAGCUUCCGGCCCGACAACGGGAACGAUGGACCACGAGGAACGACAGCGCCUAAUCCAGGAGGUGCGGGAGCAGACGCGGGACAGCUGCCGUCGCGAUUUCGAGAUCCGCAGCGAGAUCGCCCAACGGCAGUCGCAGCAGGAUUUUGAACGUCUCCAGGCGGCGCUCGAGGCGGCUAAGCUACAGACAUCCGCGUCGGACCUCGAAGCCGAGCGACAACAAUGGCAACUGCAGCAUCACGAGGAAGCUGCCGCGCAGGCCCAGGCGACAGAGGGGAUGCGGCUAGAGCUGGAGGCCCUGCGGGAAGACCUGCAUCGCGAGUCCGACAGACACGCCGAGCGAGUCUCGCACCUCGAGGAUCAGCUCCACGAGGCGCGCCAAGAGGUUCAGGAGCUCGAGCAGCAAGUCUCGACCAGCAAAGAUGGCCAGACGAAGGCCGACGAUCGCGCUGUCGCUCUCGAGUCCGAGCUUCAGAUACGCGCGACGGAACUGCACGAGUGCCAGCAAGAACUCCUGCAGGCCAACAGGAACUAUGCCCUCGUCCAGGCCGAGCUCGACGGGGCGCAGGAUGCAUUGCGACAGCGCGACGGAGAGCUGCAGUCCCUCCACGCUGAGCUGGACGAGUCUCGAGCCGCGCUCGACCAAUCCCUGGACAGGAAGCAGUCCGAGGUCGAAGCGGAACUCGAGCACCUGCGCGCGGAUGCUCGCGCCUCUGCGCGGGCCGCAGAGGAGCUCCGGACGGAGAAUGCGCAGAUCGAGGCGAUGCUGGAGCAGGCCAACGAGCAGCGGAAAGACGACCUCGAGGCGAUCGCCAAGCUCCGCCUGAGCCUCGACGAGGCUGGGCGGGAAAAGGAGGACGUCCUCGUCAGCCUCACGGAGCUGGAAGAGCACCACGCGCAGGAGCAGGCCAAGCUGCGCGAAGCACAGUCCCACGCGCAGCGGCUGUCCGAGGACAAGGCAAAGCUACUGGUGCAGCUGCGCGAGGCCGAGGCGAUCCAGGACGACAGGCUGCGCCAGCUCUCGUCGCAGCUCGAGAUGGUCUCGGUCGAGCUGGAGGCGUCGCAAGCGCAGCUGGAGGCCAACACCCGGACCUCUGCCGACCACGCCGCGCUGCAGGAGGAGCUAGUCCGGCUCCAGGCUCGCGUUUCGGCGCUAGAGCACGAGGUGGCGGACCGCGGCCUGACAAUCGUCAAGCUGACCAAGGCCAAGGAAACGCUCGAGGACGAGAACACCAACUACGGAAUCGCGCUCAGCGCCAAGCAGCUCGAGCUGAGCAUGCUCAAGCGCAACGCGCGCAUAGCGCUGGGCGAGGCCGCCAGCACGCCGAGGGCCGACGCUGCGACCAAGCAGAGCGGCGCCGUCGACGGCCAGCUCGAGUCGACAGAGGAAGAUGCAGAGCCCGUCGAGGCCAUGACGCUUCAAAAGGGACCUGCAGCGCUCAAGGGCCAUCGCCGUCGCACGCUCGACCCGGCUACAGUCAUUGGCGUCGGUCGUCUGCGGCCGUCGCGGGCCAGCGUGACGUCGGCCACGGCCUCGACGCCGAAGCAGCCCGCCCCGCCCCACGGCGGCAGUGGCGGGAUCAUGGCGCCACCCUCGUCCACCAAGCCGCUGUCGCGGCGUCCUUCUGCGCUGAAAGCGUCGGCGGCUUCAUCGACAGGGCCCUCGACGUCGAGGAAGGUGUCGGCAGCGACACAGGCCCGCAUCAACCGGCGGCAGAGCAUGACGGCCUCGGCCUCGAAUUCGCAGGCCUCCUCGGCCGCUUCAUCGCGUGCCGCCUCGCCCGUCGGCUCCACCGCGUCCUCGCGGCGCUCUUCGAUCUCGAGUCAGGCCGCGGGCUCGGAGAAUGAGGCACCCUCGCGCGCCUCUGCUUCCGCUGCGGUGCGACGACGCAGUCUCGCUCCGCCUCCAGGCAACUCGACGACGCGGAUCGGUGCACGGCCGCCACAGACGCUGGCUGCGAUGCCCGAGUCGAUCGGUCCGUCGGUUGCUGACCUUUCCCUUUCGCUUUCCGAGCUCCAGAACGUCUCCGGAGACGCUUCGGCUGCUUCCAAGGAUCCGAGGGCGGCGGGCAUCCACCGCCGCCUCAGCAUGCUCCCCGCGCCCCCCACGGGCGACGACGGGACGUCAACACCGCGCGCCUCGCGACGUGGCGCCGACCUUGUGAGCAGGGCAGCGACGGCGUCGAGCACCACGCCGCCCAUGCCCGAACGGCUGCUGCUGCCGGCCUAG
Messenger RNA from Pseudozyma flocculosa PF-1, 5340 nucleotides. RefSeq lists its product as uncharacterized. NCBI's taxonomy places the organism in Eukaryota, Fungi, Basidiomycota, Ustilaginomycetes, Ustilaginales, Ustilaginaceae. The record is from RefSeq and is a predicted model, not a curated record. Bases 1 to 5340 code for a protein of 1779 amino acids. The transcript is spliced from 3 exons.